Triplophysa dalaica is the source of this 798-nucleotide messenger RNA. RefSeq names its product SLAM family member 6-like. The record is from RefSeq and is a predicted model, not a curated record. Bases 1 to 798 code for a protein of 265 amino acids. NCBI's taxonomy places the organism in Eukaryota, Metazoa, Chordata, Actinopteri, Cypriniformes, Nemacheilidae. The transcript has 4 exons.
AUGAUUGGAUUCGUGGACAAUGCUCAUCCUGACACAUACUACUGUGGACACGUGGUCCCAACAUAUCCAGCUCUAACCCAAUCUGAUAUCAUGCCAUGCACCACUGGAGGUGUGUUUGGUGUUAAUGGAGAUGAAGUGAAGUCAGUGUCAGUGAUGGAGGGAGAUUCUGUCACUCUACACACUGAGCUUAUUGAAAUACAGAGACAUGAUUAUAUACUGUGGCAGUUUGUCAAUAAAGGAACUAUUAUAGCUCAAAUCCAAAAGGAAAGCAGUGUUAUGUUUGACAGUAACAAGAUAUUUGGAGACGGACUGAAACUGAACAGUCAGACUGGAUCUCUCAUCAUCACAAACAUCAGAUUGACAGACUCUGGACUUUAUAAACUACAGAUCAGCAGGAACACAGCAACAUCAUACAAGAGAUUCAAUGUUACUGUCUAUGGUCGUCUGCCUGUUCCUGUCAUCAUCAGAAACUCUUCUCAAUGUUCUUCAUCAUCAGAAAGAUCUUCAGUGUCAAAAUGUGUGUUGUUGUGUUCAGUGAUGAAUGUGACACAUGUGAGUCUCUCCUGGUACAAAGGAAACAGUUUAUUGUCCAGCAUCAGUGUGUCUGAUCUCAACAUCAGACUCUCUCUACCUCUGGAGGUGGAAUAUCAGGAUACAAACACAUACAGAUGUGUGGUCAACAAUCCCAUCACAAACCACACACAACAUCUACACAUCAAUGAACUCUGCCAGUCGUGUUCCGCGAGAGAUCGGUACAGUGGAGAUAAUAAACUCCAGUGUCAUCAUAUGAAAUACUGA